Molecule: messenger RNA, 211 nt
Organism: Funneliformis geosporum
Lineage: Eukaryota; Fungi; Glomeromycota; Glomeromycetes; Glomerales; Glomeraceae
Source: the annotation of a GenBank genome assembly
AUGCCUUCACAAGUAAAAAACUUUUCCGAAUACAAGUUUCAAAGAAUUCUAGAUCAUAAUCAACAUCUUCGUGAACAAUUGGAUUUACCAAGAGUAAGAGUAUCCCAAGCAAGUUCAGUCAUUAUUAAAUAUGUUCAGUCUACCAAAGACUAUCUUGUUCCUUCAGUAUGGGGACCAGCUGGACCAGCUGAUCCUUUUAUAACUAAAAAUG